GCGCCUUCUCAGGUCACGUGAGGCGGGAAGAGGCUCCUGCGGCGUUUUCGAGAUGGGGACUUCCCUGGACAUUAAAAUUAAAAGAGCGAACAAGGUUUAUCAUGCUGGGGAAAUGCUCUCUGGUGUGGUGGUCAUAUGUGGGAAGGAUUCGGUCCAGCACCAGGGCGUCUCUUUGACAGUGGAAGGGACUGUGAACCUCCAGCUCAGUGCCAAGAGUGUGGGUGUGUUCGAAGCUUUCUACAAUUCCGUUAAGCCUGUCCAGGUCAUCAACAGCACCAUCGAAAUGGUAAAGCCAGGGAAGUUCCCCAGCGGCAAGACGGAAAUUCCCUUCGAAUUUCCUCUGCACGUGAAGGGGAACAAAGUUCUGUAUGAGACCUACCACGGCGUGUUCGUCAACAUCCAGUACACCCUGCGCUGUGACAUGAAGCGGUCUCUACUGGCCAGAGACUUGACGAAGACCUGCGAGUUCAUCGUGCACUCGGCUCCUCAGAAGGGGAAACUGACUCCGAGUCCUGUGGACUUCACCAUCACACCCGAAACCUUACAGAAUGUCAAAGAGAGAGCCUUGCUCCCCAGAUUUCUCAUCAGAGGGCAUCUGAACUCAACCAGCUGCGUCAUCACACAGCCGCUCACCGGAGAGCUGGUGGUGGAGAGCUCGGAGGCUGCCGUCCGGAGCAUCGAGCUGCAGCUGGUGCGCGUGGAGACCUGCGGUUGCGCAGAAGGGUAUGCCCGCGACGCCACCGAGAUUCAGAACAUUCAAAUCGCUGAUGGGGACGUUUGCCGGAGCCUGUCGGUCCCCAUAUACAUGGUCUUCCCCCGGCUGUUCACCUGCCCCACACUGGAGACCACCAACUUCAAAGUGGAAUUCGAGGUGAACAUCGUCGUGCUGCUGCACGGAGACCACCUCAUCACGGAGAACUUCCCGCUGAAGCUCUGCAGGGUGUAGCCCGGGCAGGGCCGUGGGGGAGCAGCCCGGGUGCCCGGGCAGAGCCAGCGCCCGCACAGACCGCUUUCUCCGCGACUCGUACGAGACGUCCGCCUGGCCCUCAGGUCACAGGCACCUUCUUCCUCGGGACUCCUGCCCCCGGCGGGGGCUCCAGUCAGACCUUUCCUUUGACAUUCUUCGGGAUUUCUUAAAGUUAUUGGCCAGAUCUUCCCCAGAAAGCAACACUUCCGAUGACUCCUGACUUCCUGGCUGCGCUCUAGGGGCGGAGGACUGUUGCAGCAGCAGUUAGAGCUUCGCUGGAAAGUGAGGUCCUGGGACAGCAGGGAGCCCUCUGCGCCUGCUUGAUGGACAGAGCCACUGCGGGACGGGGACAGGCCUGCUCCCUGCUGGUGGCGCCUGCCGAUGCCCUGGAGGAGGGGUGCCGAGGGGCCUCCACUGCAGACGGGGGCACUGAUUCCUCUCUGCUCUGUGGCUCUUCUGCAGCGCUUUUCAUGAUCACUUUAAAACUUUUAGAAAACUGACCCUGGCUGGUUUUCUCAGUGGUUAGAGCGUCAGCCCGUGGACCAGUGAGCCGUG
This is a messenger RNA of Molossus molossus (Pallas's mastiff bat), 1522 nucleotides long. It is a transcript of the gene VPS26C, whose product is annotated as VPS26 endosomal protein sorting factor C. The record is from RefSeq and is a predicted model, not a curated record. The transcript has 8 exons. Gene Ontology annotation, biological process: intracellular protein transport. Bases 53 to 946 code for a protein of 297 amino acids. Gene Ontology annotation, cellular component: endosome. NCBI's taxonomy places the organism in Eukaryota, Metazoa, Chordata, Mammalia, Chiroptera, Molossidae.